CCUCGAUUGGCCUUACGCCGUGCCUAUCUAACGGCAUGGCGAGGUAACAUAAACUCAUGUGUAACCUCAAUGAGGGAUGAUAUUCCGCUCUGCUCGCCGAUAUCUACGUAUCUUUGUGGAGUAGCUCUAAUCCUUUGCUUAAGUAUUCACGGGUGCCGGGUCUUUUCUUUCCUUGCUGUAAUUUUGUUUCUUUGUCGCAUUUCUUUUCUGUCGAUAUGUCUGGUACUGAGAAGUCUUAUGAUGCGGAGAAGGACCUACCUGGACCUCUGUCAGAUGCCAUUCGCAAUGGCAGUCUAGACAAGUCGGUUUUGCAAAAUGCUGGAGAUGGUGAUGAGGCCUUGAAGGCUUUCGCGUCGCACCAAGGAGAAGUUAUUGAAUUGGAUGAAGCGACCAACAAGCGAUUACUACGGAAGAUUGACUGGAAUCUGAUGCCUGUCAUGUGUAUUGUAUACGGCUUGAACUACUUGGACAAGACAACAUUAUCAUACGCCUCUGUCAUGGGACUGAGAGUAGACACGAACCUAACAGGAAACAACUAUCAAUGGCUGAGCUCAAUGUUCUACUUCGGAUACCUCGCAUGGGAAUACCCUACCAAUCGACUCUUGCAAAGAUUACCACUAGGAAAAUACUCGGCCGCCAACAUUAUUCUUUGGGGGGCCACUCUGUGCACUUUCGCAGCUGUGAGCGACUUCGGUGGCGGUGUUGCUGUUCGAUUCUUCCUCGGUGUUACAGAAGCCGCAGUCACUCCUGGAUUCGCACUUUUGACUAGUCAAUGGUAUACAAAGAAAGAGCAAGGGUCUCGAACAUCAAUCUGGUUCUCGUUCAAUGGAUUUGCCCAGAUAUUCGGUGGUCUGGUAGCAUACGGUAUUGCUAAGGGAACGAGAAUCCAUGGAUCCGCCAUUGAGCCCUGGAAGAUCAUUUUCCUGGUUACCGGAUGCUUGACCAUUUGUGUCGGGGCUAUUUUCUUCUGGGUUAUCCCGGACAGUCAACUGAACGCACGCUUUUUGAGCAAGGAAGAUCGUAUCCUUGCUAUUGAGCGUGUCAGAUGCAACCAGCAGGGUAUUGGAAACAAGCAUUUCAAGAUGUAUCAGCUCAAGGAGGCGCUGCUGGAUCCGCUGACUUGGGCAUUCGUUUUCUAUGCCCUGGUCGCUGACAUCCCUAAUGGUGGCAUUUCCAACUUCUUCUCUCAGCUCAUCACAUCAUUCGGCUACACAGCAGAAGAGUCUCUCCUAUACGGUACUCCAGGCGGUGCAGUCGAAGUCAUCGCCCUCCUCGUCUGCGGCUACCUCGGCGACAAAUUCGGUCACCGUCUUCUGAUCUCAACUUCCGGUCUCUGGAUCUCCACACUAGGUAUGCUUUUGAUCGUCUGCCUACCACUCGACAACAACAUCGGACGUCUCUUCGGCUACUACCUCACCCAAGCAUCACCCACACCAUUCGUCGCUCUCCUCAGUCUGAUCUCCACAAACGUCGCCGGAUGGACCAAGAAAACCACAGUAGCCGCCCUUUACCUAAUCGCCUACUGCGUCGGCAACAUCAUCGGCCCUCAAACCUUCCGUCCCGCAGAUGCACCUAGAUACAUUCCCGCUUGUAUCGUUAUUAUUGUCUGCUAUCUUCUCUGUAUAGUCGACAUCGUAUUCAUCUAUUGGUACUGCAAGAGACAAAACAGCAAAAGAGCCGACAUCCGCGCUUCCCCCGAUUACGUCAAAGCGGAGAAUCAAGAAUGGUUGGAUCUCACGGAUCGUGAGAAUCCCGAAUUCGUGUAUACUUUGUAA
Aureobasidium pullulans EXF-150 is the source of this 1775-nucleotide messenger RNA. Its product is annotated as putative MFS allantoate transporter. The transcript is spliced from 5 exons. Gene Ontology annotation, cellular component: plasma membrane. The record is from RefSeq and is a predicted model, not a curated record. Gene Ontology annotation, molecular function: dipeptide transmembrane transporter activity; allantoate transmembrane transporter activity. Bases 216 to 1775 code for a protein of 519 amino acids. Lineage: Eukaryota; Fungi; Ascomycota; Dothideomycetes; Dothideales; Saccotheciaceae. Gene Ontology annotation, biological process: allantoate transport; transmembrane transport; tripeptide transport.